ACCCUGAGAGAAAACAUCCCCGGCGAGAGGAUGGCGGCUCGCCCCCGUCCGACAGCGCGUAGAAUCCCGGACCGCCCGGACGUCGUUGCGUCGUAGAGGACGCGAGGUGGAGAGCGCGCGCGAGAGGCGAGACGAUCGACGUGAAGCGUGAAGCGAGUGUCGCCAGUCGCCCUGAAGGCCUGAAGGUUGCCGCGAAGCGGGGGACGGGAGACGCCGGAGACGGCGCUGUGCAACGAGUGCGGCGACGGCGACGACGCCCGACGGCGGCGACAGAAACGGGGACGGCGUCGACGGCGACUGACACUGACGGCGGCCGGGGUGCAACAAGCGUCCGCGCGCCGGGACAAACAUGAGCGAGCGGAACUCGCGGCUGCUUGCGAGGCUCGACCUGUGCGUCGCGAAUCGCUCCGAGUUCGCCGGAACGGAUGUACGUCGGAAAGCAAAGGACAUGGCACACCUGUAGAUAUGAAAUGCCGGACUAGUGCGAGAAGCGAGCGGCCGACCAGUAGAGGCAGAGCAAACGAGAAGCAGAGCAAAGUAGUGAAGAAAGGGUAGAGAGCAAGCACGUAGAGCGAGGGAGAAAAAGUGCUAGAGAAAAAAAAGAGCAUUCCGUCGCUGAAAAUUUGCGUGGCGCGCAAAAAUUAGCGGAAAGAAUGAGUCACGCUCAACAGCAUGUGCUUGCGAGCGCGAUAGUCCUCGCGCUGUUAGUGGUAUUUGGCAUCCACGUCUUCCUGUUUCCCAUGUACACGUCGACCCCGCCGGCACGUCACAUGAAGAUCUUCGCGUACGAGCAGGCGCUCUGUCGCACGAACCUGAAGAAUGUCCGUAUACCGGCGUCGGAGUUGCGCAACAAUCCCUGCCCCAAGUACGGCAUAGUCUCGGCGGUACAGGGCGGUAGGCUGGGCAACCAGAUCUGGGAAUACGCCUCCGUGUGGGCGACCGCCCGGAGGACCGGCCUAGAGCCGUUCAUGCCGCGCUGCAUCCUCAAGACUCUGGAGGAACACUUCGAGAACCUCAGCAUCCCACCGCUCAGCUAUAUUGGCAGAUGUACGCUCGACGUCGGUCAGGUGGUUAAUUCGCUUAGUCAGUGGAACAGCACGGAGCAAAACAUCAUUAUACCCAGGCACGCGGCUUAUUGGUCUUUGAUAUUAGUCUGGCUGGACGAUGUACGGCGGGAAUUUACGUUUAAACCGAGUCUAAGGAUCUACGCGGAGAAAGUAUUGAAACGCGUGGCGGAGAAGUUCAACCUGUCCUCGCCGACCUACGUCAGCGUACACGUGCGCAGAACCGACUACGUAGAUUACCUCUGGCAGAAGUUGAAGACGCGGCCGGCGCCGGUAAAUUACUACCUGUCGGCGAUGGAUUACUUCGCCGGCAAGUACAGCAACGUGGUCUUCGUAGUGACGAGCGAUAAUAUCGCCUGGUGCAAGUAUAACUUGCGCAGUAAGCGUCAUCGAAUCAGCUUCGUGUCGGAGAACGAUGGCAAGGGCCCAGGGAAAGAUCUGGCGGUCUUGUCCGCGUGCAAUCAUAGCAUAAUAGAUUACGGUACUUACGGCUCCUUUGGGGCGAUUUUGGCCGCCGGCGAAACCGUAGUUUACAAUGUAACAACAUACUUUUCUACGUUGAUCGCUGACGUUCUACCAAACUGGAGGAUAAUGAGUUGAACGAGAAAAUUAAAUAAUCCGUAAAGCUAACAAGAUCGCAUUUAUGUUACGUCGUACGCGCGUACAUUUUUUUUUGUAAUACACAUAAUUUUUUCGAAAGUCAAUAAAUUAUUCUUGAAAACUUUUAAUUAAUUUACAACGAGAGAGUUUCCGGAAACUUAUGGUUCCUUUUCAAUGCCAGUAAAGUACAAAAUUUGCAAUUCAACGUUGAAAUUAAUUAACACAACUCUUAUCAGACCGCAGACCAAGCGUGUACAAGCCACAUAGAUAAUCAUCGUACAUUUACAUCUGCUAUUUAUGCGAGUAUAUGGUAAUUUUGAACUACUUGAAAGUGUACCUUGCCUUUCUCCUAUCUAGAUAAUACAUACGCUCAUAUAUUUUCUUUUUAUUUAUCACGCAAAUGCGUAAGGAUCUCGCUAGUAGUAAAAUGAAAGUGUGUUGCUACAUGAAUAUAUAAAUUUUAUAUGUAUAAAUGCGUCAUACUGCUUAACGAUGUUAAGCAUAUAUUACGCUCCCAUUUAAAUUGAGUGUGCGCACCAAGUUAGAAAUCGAUGCACCUUUAAACGUAGCGAGCGAAUCUUUAAAGGAACUCGAAGAAAAGGUUUACAAUGGAACAAUGGACCACUAAUAUCUAAAAUUGAAACAGAUGCUUAUUUUUUCUACGACUCUGAUACACACUCGACACGGCCGUAAAAAUUUAAUGAAAAGGAAAAGCAGCGUAGAUCGGAUGUUCUUUUCAGACAAGGUGGUAACCAAACGAGCCUAAUUCAAAGAAAGAUAAAAAAAAACACGCGUACAGAUAAAUUCUAAAUUUUGCAGUGCUCAGAAUUAUCUGGUUAAUCUCUUAGCGUUUCGCGCGAUCUUUUCCGAAACCUGAAUUUUUUAUAUAUUAUUUCGUAAUUUUCUAUAAUGUAGCCUAGUGUUGUGGGGUUUUAAGUUAAUUUACACGGUUCAAUGUGCAUUUCAUAUCGUAGCAAGCGUGUAACAUACACUUCACAGAAACACGAAACCGACGUAUUGACAAAACCAUCUGUAAAUCUUAUAAUGUACAAUGAUUUCAACUGUGAUUCUAUUUCUUAUUGUGCCAAAAUUCUUAAUAUACAUAUAAGCAUAUAUAUAAAUAUAUAUGUAUACAUAUAUGUAUAUAUAUUAUAUAUAUACGUAUACACAUC
This is a messenger RNA of Temnothorax curvispinosus, 2836 nucleotides long. Its product is annotated as galactoside 2-alpha-L-fucosyltransferase 3-like. Gene Ontology annotation, molecular function: galactoside 2-alpha-L-fucosyltransferase activity. Gene Ontology annotation, biological process: carbohydrate metabolic process. Gene Ontology annotation, cellular component: membrane. The transcript is spliced from 3 exons. NCBI's taxonomy places the organism in Eukaryota, Metazoa, Arthropoda, Insecta, Hymenoptera, Formicidae. The record is from RefSeq and is a predicted model, not a curated record. The coding region runs from base 654 to 1664 and encodes 336 amino acids.